AUGAGCACUUCGAGCUCACCGAAGACGCUAACAAAGGAACAAUUGAACCUUAUUGAGACAAGGAGACAAGAAGCUCUUGCUAGACGUAGACGGAUCCAACAGGCUGCCAGAGCUCCUGUUUAUUCUCCAGUUGUCAUUCGACCCGAUUCCGCUGAUCAUGGUUUGCAGUCAGUGAUUGUUCCGAUACAAGAGCAUCAUGUUUCUCCACCACAAGAUCUAAGAAGGACGUCAAGUAAAUCUGCUGGACAAUCAAACAGUAUCACGCACCGCGUCGUUACUCCCGAGAAAACUCCUACGACAAACAAAGUCGUUGAGACCGAACAUGUGAGACCUCAGUGCUUUUGGGACGACCUGGAAGCGGCUGCGGAGAUUGUCCAAUGGGAAAAUGAACAAAUGGCUGAAGUGGCGCUCGAGCAACUUCCUGCGACGACAGCGACGAAUGUUAACCAAGAGUUUGGUACUCUGCAACAUGAAGUCAGACAACUUACAGAGGUGGAAACACCUAACAUUCAGCCGCCUGCAGUCGUUUCUCUUUCUCAAGAGUUGCUCGCUGCUGCAGAUAUCAUUCAAUGGGAGAAGGAACACGAAGUGCCAGGUGACAGCUCAGGUAGCGAUCAUGAGCUCGAGGCUCCACAAUUUCAGCUGCUGCCUGUGCAGAUCACCGACGAUUGUGAGCAGCAGAACGAAAAACUUCCUGAAACGUAUUUCUACAAACACUUAGCAGCUAUUCCUAUCUUACCUAUCUUGCUAAACCUACUUUUAACCUACUCUACCUAA
This is a messenger RNA of Peronospora farinosa, 777 nucleotides long. NCBI's taxonomy places the organism in Eukaryota, Oomycota, Peronosporomycetes, Peronosporales, Peronosporaceae. The record is from the annotation of a GenBank genome assembly.